CUUAUGCAGCAGUUUUCCCCACUUUCACAACACAACUCCAGAGCGUACUGACCGGAGAGAGAAAGGGGGGUGAGAAAUAUUGUUUGACGACUGCUUUCUCUCACAGUGGGUACGGAGACUCAUAGGCUCAUAGCCUGUCUGCUGUGGGAGCGUCAAUCCGUGGGUCAGUUUGCCCUUGAGCCCUCACCUCACAACUUUGCUGUCUGAUUGCUGCAGCAGAAGAGCAAUCGGGUUCAUGAUCUCAAGGGAGCUCCCAUUUUUUCCACACCUGGAUUAACCCAAGGCGACGUUUUCUUUUUCUUCCUCUUCUUCUUGCUUUCUCGUUAUUUUUUAUUUUUGCAACGGAGAAUCUCGGACAGAAUGUUGUGGAAACUAGCUGACAACGUCAAAUAUGAAGAAGAUUGCGAGGAAAGGCAUGACGGCAACAGCAAUGGGAACCCCCGGCUGCCUCACCUGCCAGCGGUCAGUCAGCACCUCUAUAGCCCGUCUCCUUCUCUCUCACACUCGGCUGGUUCAGACUUCCAGCCCCCGUACUUUCCACCUCCGUACCAGCCCAUCUCCUACCCCCAGUCCACCGACCCAUACUCCCAUCUCAGCGACCCGUUCAACAUUAACUCCAUACACCAGUCGCCUUCGUCGAACCAGCAGCAGCCGUCCUGGCCCGGCCGGCAAGGCCAGGACGGACUCGGGAGGAGCGGACUGGCGAGUCAAAUCUUGGGCCUCGAGGGAGGCUCGUCCGGGGUGAGAAGAGAGGGGUUCCGGCGGCCGGAGCUGCUGCCCCCGCACAGCCUGGACUCUUCAGUUAUUGGUGAUAAUAUGGGAAUUCAUGACAUGGGCCCUGGACUGGAAGACGUUCAGCAUGUAGAUGACCACAGUAUUAUUAUGCCAGAUCAGACAGUCAUCAAAAAAGUAUUAGGACUACGAGGUGGCAGGAACCUUGAUCGCAUACAGAGGACUUAUUAUCAGGGGGGCUUUCUUGCUGGCCCUGUCACACUACCGAAAGGCAACACGCUGGGCCUUCCCUUCCAGAAAGAGUCACUGCUGGGCAUGGUAUCAAACCCCACAGAGGUGUUCUGCUCCGUACCGGGCCGCCUUUCCUUGUUGAGCUCCACGUCCAAGUACAAAGUUACUGUGGCUGAAGUCCAGAGGCGUUUGUCACCCCCGGAGUGCCUGAACGCAUCACUCCUGGGAGGAGUUUUACGCAGAGCCAAGUCAAAAAAUGGAGGUCGUUCUCUGCGAGAGAAACUGGAUAAAAUUGGACUUAAUUUGCCUGCUGGAAGAAGGAAGGCGGCCAAUGUCACUCUACUUACCUCACUUGUAGAAGGUGAAGCUGUUCAUUUAGCAAGAGACUUUGGUUAUGUAUGCGAGACUGAGUUUCCUGCAAAGGCAAUAGCUGAAUAUUUGGGCAGGCCCCAUGUGGAGCGCAACGAGGUCAACUCUCGCAAGAACAUGCUCCUCGCUGCUAAGCAAAUCUGCAAAGAAUUUACUGACCUGCUCACACAGGACCGGUCACCGUUAGGAAACUCAAGGCCGGCGCCCAUCUUGGAGCCUGGAAUCCAGGGCUGCCUGACUCAUUUCAGCCUCAUCACUCAUGGAUUUGGUUCUCCAGCCAUCUGCGCUGCAAUGACCUCCCUCCAGAACUACCUAAAUGAGGCGCUCAAACAAGUGGACAAGAUGUACUUGAGUUCUGGCAGUGAAACCCAGGGAUCCUCGGAGAGCGGGAGCAAGUCCACUGACAAAAUGGACAAGCACAGGAAAUGAGAGCUCAAAAGAAGAAAACCUGAAUUUCACAAUCACAGAAUACACUCAUUCUUGCUGCCCUCUC
This is a messenger RNA of Poecilia latipinna (sailfin molly), 1825 nucleotides long. RefSeq names its product transcription factor AP-2 gamma (activating enhancer binding protein 2 gamma) (gene tfap2c). The coding region runs from base 361 to 1761 and encodes 466 amino acids. Gene Ontology annotation, molecular function: DNA-binding transcription factor activity, RNA polymerase II-specific; RNA polymerase II transcription regulatory region sequence-specific DNA binding. The transcript has 8 exons. NCBI's taxonomy places the organism in Eukaryota, Metazoa, Chordata, Actinopteri, Cyprinodontiformes, Poeciliidae. Gene Ontology annotation, biological process: anatomical structure development; regulation of cell population proliferation; regulation of transcription by RNA polymerase II. The record is from RefSeq and is a predicted model, not a curated record. Gene Ontology annotation, cellular component: nucleus.